This is a messenger RNA of Cylicocyclus nassatus, 618 nucleotides long. The record is from the annotation of a GenBank genome assembly. NCBI's taxonomy places the organism in Eukaryota, Metazoa, Nematoda, Chromadorea, Rhabditida, Strongylidae.
AUGCCGCCCAAGAGAUCAUACAUUGGAAGCGUUGAUCCCAGAGCGAAGCGAAUGAGAGAGACGAGGGAAGCGGAAACCCCCGACCAGCGUGCAAGGCGCCUCGAAAAUGAACGUGUGAGAAUGUCUGAGGCACGGGCGUCCGAAACAACGGAAGAACAUGAGGCGCGGCUUGAAGAAAAUCGUCGGAGAAACGCAGAACUAAGGGCUGCCGAGACACCUGAGCAACGUCGGGCAAGACUUGAAGAUAUUCGCCUGCGCGUCGCGGAACUAACAGCUGCGGAAACACCUGAGCAGCAUCAAGAAAGACUCGAACAGAACCGUAUACGAAUAGCGAACAUAAGAGCCUCAGAGACCCCUGAGGAUCGUCAGGGCAGAAAUGAAGAAAAUCGUCAACGAGUUGCUGCGUCUCGAGCCACAGAAACGCCGGAACAACGUCAGACAAGACUAGACGUUAAUUCUUCCAGACAAAGACAGCGCUUUAAAUUGAAGUGUAAGAAAAAUAAAGAAAUGUGCAACAACAUUGAAGAAAGAAAAAGAAGUCAGAUUGCAUUGCUAAAUAUAAUCCUAAUUCUCUAUGCUGCAUUAUAUGCCUUUCUUAAUAAUUUUCAAACAAAAUAG